Messenger RNA from Zygosaccharomyces rouxii, 1653 nucleotides. It is a transcript of the gene PCM1, whose product is annotated as phosphoacetylglucosamine mutase PCM1. Lineage: Eukaryota; Fungi; Ascomycota; Saccharomycetes; Saccharomycetales; Saccharomycetaceae. Gene Ontology annotation, molecular function: magnesium ion binding; phosphoacetylglucosamine mutase activity. The record is from RefSeq and is a predicted model, not a curated record. Bases 1 to 1653 code for a protein of 550 amino acids. Gene Ontology annotation, biological process: carbohydrate metabolic process; UDP-N-acetylglucosamine biosynthetic process. The transcript has a single exon.
AUGCUAGCUGUUGACACUCUAACCAAGUUAAUAGAUCAGUACUGCUCUAACAGCGAUCGCCACUAUGUGUACGGUACCGCUGGGUUUCGUGGACCUGCUGCUACAUUAGACACUGUGUUAUUUGCGACCGGAAUUUUAGCAUGUCUUAGGUCUUUGGCGUUGAAAGGUGAUGUAAUUGGUGUUAUGGUUACUGCAUCUCAUAAUCCACCUGUUGAUAAUGGUGUUAAAGUAGUCGAACCUGAUGGAUCCAUGAUGCCAGAAUCAUGGGAACCCCUGGCAACUGAAUUGGCCAACACUCUUGCCAUCAAAGGCAGUUCCCAUGAAAGAGCCCAAGCUACUCACUCUUGGCUUCAAAGAGAGUUAAAGGGUCAAUUGCAAUCUGCAAACAACUCUUACAAUGAAGGCAUUGUCCCUACACUAGUGGUUGGCCGUGAUUCGAGAGAAUCUGGUCCUAAACUAUUGUCAUGCCUUGUAGCUAGUGCCAAAGAACUCUUUCACGCCAAAAUUCAUGACCAAGGCUUGCUAACCACUCCACAACUUCAUUUCUUGACCAGUGAAACCGCUAAAGGUGUUGCAAAUGUUACUGAAUCACGCUACUACGAGCACUUUUUGCAGGCAUGGGACUAUGUAGCACAGCUACAUGGUAUUGGUGAAUCUUUACCAACUAUUUCUAGUCUAACUAUUGAUGCGGCUAACGGUAUCGGCGCUCCUAAAGUUCAAGAGUUGUUAUCUCAAUGGGCUUGCCGCGGUCAAGUACAUUUCAUUAACGAUAAAUGGACGAACCCAGAACUUCUAAACCACGAAUGUGGUGCAGAUUUUGUGAAGUCAAAUCAACGUUGUCCUCUGGGGUUUAAUGAUUCCACGGGGUUGGGAUGCUCCUACGAUGGUGAUGCUGAUCGUGUGGUGUUUUACUACAUCAAUGAGGCAAACGAGUUUUGUCUCUUGGAUGGUGAUAGAAUUUCUGGACUUUUUGCCCAUUUCUUCGCAGGUAUUCUAAAGCAAGCAGGACUUCAAUCUGAACUUUCGCUAGGUGUUGUGCAAACCGCCUAUGCCAAUGGUAACUCUACAGAAUACUUACAAAAAACACUGCAAGUUCCUGUAUCGUGUGCUAAAACGGGUGUCAAGCACCUACACCACGAAGCUGUGACCAAGUAUGAUAUCGGUAUUUAUUUUGAAGCUAACGGACAUGGAACCAUCAUCUUUUCACCUAAAUUUUACAAGGUGAUCAAGGAACAAAAGGAACGUUCUGUCGCUGUGGAAACACUUGAAGCAUUCUCAAGAUUAAUCAAUCAAACUGUUGGUGAUGCGAUUUCAGAUAUGUUAGGUGUCCUAGCUGCACUUUCCAUCUCUAAAUGGACUCCUGAACAUUGGGGACAAGAAUUUACAGAUUUACCCAACAGAUUGGCCAAGGUUGUCGUUCCAGAUAGAUCCGUCUUCAUUACGACUGAUCAAGAGCGUAGACUAACAAAACCAGAGGGACUUCAGCAGAAAAUUGAUGAAGCUGUCAAAUGCUUCCAACAAGGUCGUUCCUUCGUCAGAGCUAGCGGUACUGAAGACGCAGUUAGAGUUUACGCUGAAGCUGCCAGUUUGGAAGAUGUUGAGAAAUUGAGUAAUACAGUUAAAGAAUUAGUCGUAAAAAGCGUUCAGAACUGA